ACCUAAGAGCAAUGUGAGAAUACUCAGGUUCGAAUUCUACUCAACAUGGGUGGCUGAUGUUAGGCCAAUCAUGAUCUUUCAGCAAAUCUAUUGCGCAGAGAAUAAAAGUAAAAUAGAGGAAUACUGCAUACCAUUAUUUGCCCCUGAAGGAAAAUGAGGGCAUACAGAGUACAAUAAAGAAAAUAAACGUUGCUGUUAGUUGUUCAGAGAUCUUUGAAAAAUGUCCUACAAAUUUUAUAGAAUAGAAUAGAAUAGAAUAGAAUUUAUUGGCCAAGUGUGAUUGGACACACAAGGAAUUUGUCUUGGUGCAUAUGCUCUCAGUGUACAUAAAAGAAAAGAUACGUUCAUCAAGGUACAACAUUUACAACACAAUUGAUGAUCAAUAUAUCAAUAUAAAUCAUAAGGAUUGCCAGCAACAAGUUAUAGUCAUACAGUCAUAAGUGGAAAGAGAUUGGUGAUGGGAACUAUGAAACGAUUAAUAGUAGUGCAGAUUCAGUAAAUAGUCUGACAGUGUUGAGGGAAUUAUUUGUUUAGCAGAGUGAUGGCCUUCGGGAAAAAACUGUUCUUGUGUCUAGUUGUUCUGGUGUGCAGUGCUCUAUAGCGUCGUUUUGAGGGUAGGAGUUGAAACAGUUUAUGUCCAGGAUGCGAGGGAUCUGCAAAUAUUUUCACGGCUCUCUUCUUGAUUCGUGCAGUAUACAGGUCCUCAAUGGAAGGCAAGUUGGUAGCAAUUAUUUUUUCUGCAGUUCUAAUUAUCCUCUGAAGUCUGUGUUUUUCUUGUUGGGUUGCAGAACCGAACCAGACAGUUAUAGAGGUGCAAAUGACAGACUCAAUAAUUCCUCUGUAUAUGAAAGUUAAUUAGUGUAAUAGAAACAGCAACCUAUAAAGAAAAAUACUGUUGUGGGAGAAUGAUUCCUUAUUGUCAAUUUGUAGCGUUGAAGAAGUUUCCAUACCAUUAUUUCACUGUUCAUGUGCUGGUAGGAAAUAAGUAAGCUGAGUAAGCUGUGAUUCUUUUAAUGUGGCACAGUGCAAUUAUAUUUAAAAAAAUGUAUAAAUUGCAACAUGUAUUAAAUGUCAAAAUACCUACUCUGAAUUAUGAAUUCAAAUGACAUUAUUUAAAAACAUGCAAGAAAGCAUCUUCAUAAUUAUAUGUUAUCAACACAGAGACAGAUUAGCUAUUCUUUUAACAUAAUUAAUUUUAUGCACAAUGCAUUUGUUUAUGGUAUUUGUCAUUAUUCAUCAAUAUAAUUACGAAUUACUGAGGAUUGUUUUCUAGAAUCUUUUUAGUUAUUUUAAUUGCCAGUUGAUUUCCCUUCAUUUCCACAUUUCAGAUUCUUUAUUAUUUUAACUACUGGGCGUUAUUCCAUAUUAGCUGCUAUCUAAAUUGUUACAUUUAAAUUUAACUUUCAUCUUCUUCCUCCUUCUCAAGUUGAGCUUGACUCCUGGUGACUUCACAGAAAUACCAAUUUUUAGUUGCCUCUCAUUCAAGUGUUUGAAUAUAAAUUGAAUGAAUUGAUACAUUUAUUUAUUUAGAAAUUUUACACUGCUGCUCAUUUUAAAUAACUCUGAAGAGCUAACAGUCUAAGGAGCCAAAACAAAAAAUGUAUGAUAAAACUCCCAAUAAAAAGAACAAAAAAUACAAUAAAUUCUCAGACACCCAUAAUUAAUUCUCAACACAAAAACAUGUGAGGUUCUUAUAAAACCCUCACUCCGAUGCCUGGGAGAAACGCAUCCCAGAAGUCCAAAACAGUUUGAAUCUCAGAAUGGAGAGGAGGCUGUUCAAUAAAUCAGCAACUGCAAUUGGGUUCAAUCCAGCUGGAUUAGCCAAGGUUGUUUAGUGUUGUGGCCACCAUCCAUUACAACCUUAAAGCAAUACCAAUUAAAUUAAUUCCGCUUUAGGAUUACAGCAUUUUGUAUUUUUCUUUCAUCACAUCAAGGCACAGGUCACUUCUGCAGCCACUGGAUGACCCGACCCCCUAAAAGCGAUAUCUGAACCAUAGUAACAGGCCACCAUGACUAAACUCAGCCAUGGCAAUGAAGCCAAAACAAACUGAACCUGUUACGGUUUGGCACAGGGAUGAACUACAUACAAUCCAUGGGCUGCAGGUGAUCUCACAGAAUGCCUUUUGCAGCCCCAAAGCAGUCAUGAAAUGAGAAGGGUUUUGUGCAUAGGAAGCAAAAAAUGUUAGUGUGGUCUUUUUUGUAACUGGAGUUAAGAGACAAAUACGGGUGCCAUUUCAUUCAUUUAAAAUAUGUGGAAAACCAUUGUCAGCCAUUUAAUUUUUUCAGAGAGACAAUGGAUCUGUAAGCUUUAAGCACGAUUUCCAAAGUGUUCAACUAUACAAAAAACAAACCUUGCUAAAAAAAACACACACACAACCCCUGGUAAAGUCACGGCAUCUUCAGUAACAUCUCUAUGAUGUCAAAUACUUUUUUGUCUUUUUUUUUUUUUUGGCACGGAAAAGUGAGAAUAUUUUGCCUCAUUUCCAUUUGAUUUGUCAUUCUUGCCACGAUUUCUCUUUUUUUCCUUCCUAUUGCUGCAAUUGGAUUUUACUGUCAUUUGUUUUGAUUAUGAACUGCCCAGAGCAUUAUAGAAGUUUAACAGAAAAAAUAAAAAUAAAGAAAUAGAAUUCAUGAAUAUCUGCAGUUUGUUUUUGUCAAAUUAAAAAGCAGCAUUAUGUUGCCAUGCCAUAAGAUUUAGGUAGGUGUGCAUCAUGACACAAAUCUAAAAAUGGCAGGUAUUGGCUAGUGAUGGCAAGAAGCUGCUUUUAUCCUUCCGUCCCACUCUUGACUCCCCUGCAGACACUACUGAAUGCACUCAGAAUUGUACUAAUCCUGUAAUGUGGACCAUAGGUUGCUUCCAUUGCAGAACAGACUGGGAUUCUGAUUGUACACUGUGCACUCUAGCAGAAACUGGACUGGCCUUAUUCAAGGUUUUGCUCCACGCAUACCAGUCUCUAAGCAACUAGAUUUCCUGGCAAAUUGCCUUGCUCUUUAUAUAAUCAGGCAGAUGGUCAGCAUUGUCUGGCAAAGUCCUGUGCAGAUGCUGAGAACCAGUGUUGUCGCGGGAUGACUCAGGGCCCGCCUAUCUGUGGUCUCUGAAAUAUGGAACAUUUCCUGCCAAUUUGCAGGCAUCUACGCCUGUCAAAGAUGUAACGCUUCAUACAGGUCUUCCUAUACCAAUAGCUUUUCUUUCAUUUUUGUUUUUCUUCUUCCCUUGCUGAACCACAAAUUAGGCUUGUGCCGUUUUAUGUAGUUUUGCCUUUCAACUGUUGAUGGUCAACCGCUUCAGGAUGGGGAGCCACGUACAAAUAUACAGUAUAUAAUUUAGCGGCGACUAAUAAUCACACCGAGCAGAAACGUGGGACACAGAAAGAACCGCGUGCCUAUAGCAACCUAUUUGGAAGCAAGCCUCGUGCAAAUCUAAUAAGCUUCCUCUUAAGUAACACGCCAGAGUCAUAAGACAACCGCAAAAAAGGAACGCUCGCUCUGUGGGCAGAAAGACUAGCUCCGCCGGCUUCAGCUUUUGCUACGGAGCAUGCUCGGCAGCUUCAGCUCGUGCAUCGCCGCGGAACCCACGAUGAACUCGAGCGCCGCGGGCCCUCAAACCUUCUCCAGUCCCGUGCAAUUUCCUGGUGGAACCACAGUCCUUGUUGAACUCACUCCAGAUAUCCACAUUUGUGGUCUCUGCAAACAACAAUUCAAUAAUCUUGAUGCCUUUGUUGGUCACAAAAGGAGUGGUUGUCAGCUGUCUGGCACAACAGCUGGAGCUACCAGUACAGUGCAGUUUGUGGCUGAAGAAACAGUGCCAGCCUCACAAGCACAAACUGUUGCAAGAACCAUCACAUCAGAAACACAAACCAUCACAGUAUCAGCACCCGAGUUUGUUUUUGAGCAUGGAUACCAAACGUACCUGUCUGGUGAGAACAGUGAACCUCGGACAGCUACUCUUGUUACCACUCCACCGAAAUCACGCAGCAAAAAGUCCAACACAUCAGUGGCGCAGAAGAAAUUCAACUGCAGCUACCCAGGUUGUCAGUUCAAGACAUCAUACGGAAUGAAAGACAUGGAAAGGCACUUAAGAACACACACAGGUGACAAGCCCCAUAAAUGUGAAGUUUGCGGCAAGAGUUUCAGUCGAAAAGACAAGCUGAAAAUGCACAUGCGCUCCCACAGCGGAGUGAAACCUUACAAGUGUAAGCACUGUGACUAUGCAGCAGCCGAGAGCAGCAGCCUAAACAAGCACCAGCGCAUCCAUUCCGAUGAGCGUCCUUUCAAAUGCCAGAUCUGUCCUUACGCCAGCCGCAAUUCCAGCCAGCUCACCAUUCAUCUCAGAUCACAUACUGGAGAUGCUCCUUUCCAGUGCCGUCUGUGCCCUGCCAAAUUUAAAAUCAACUCUGACUUGAAGAGGCACAUGCGUGUGCACACAGGGGAGAAGCCUUAUAAAUGUGAGUUCUGCGAAGUCCGGUGUGCCAUGAAAGGUAACCUGAAGUCCCACAUCCGCAUCAAGCACAACAUGGAGAAUGCCUUCAAAUGCCUCAUCUGCAAGUUCCAGUGCGGGAAUAAGACAAGUCUCCGGCAGCAUCUGCGCAUCCACCAGCCCGAGCAGCCCGUCAAAUGCUCAGAGUGCAGCUAUUCCUGUUCCAACAAGGCGACCCUCAAAGUGCACGAGAGGAUUCACUCCAAGGAUCGCCCUUUCAAGUGUGAGUUCUGCCGUUUUGAUACCAAGCAACGGAGCAAUCUAACCACCCAUGUGAAGAAAACCCAUCCCGAUAAGAUCAGGGUCAGAGAAAAGAUAAUAGGUCAAGGGGAAGGUGAUCGGCCAAAGGAAGGCACCUCCAAACAAGUUGCUAAGCUGGAGGCCAGGAAAGCCUUCAGAUGUGAUCUCUGUGAGGCCUCCUUUGUCCGGGAGGACUCUCUGAGGAGCCAUAAAAGGCAACAUGUUGACUAUAAUGGAAAUAAAACUUCAGAGCUGGCUGUCCUGCAGUUCCAGAUGGACCCCACCUCACAUGGUGAUACUCCUAUUACAGUUAGUCAUCUGCAGAUGCCAUUGCACACUUCCCCCUAUGGGGAAGGGCAGGUCAAGAUCAUUGUUGGGCAUCAGCUGCCUCAGGGCAGCAGCUUGGAACAAGGAGGUCAAGUCAAUAUUGUGUCUCCUACCUUAAUAACUCAGAAUCAGGACGAUCUGUCUAGCAGUAACCAGCUGCAAAUACUGCAGCAGGUGAGUUUAUUGGCUCCACCCCUUCCUGUUGGGUCUCCAGCAGAAAGCCUUUCGGUCAGUCAACCCACAGUCCUUCUCACAACUCACAACCAAGCUGAUGGAAGCACAUCAAACCAGACCCUGAUCUCUACCAUUCCAGUAGGCAGCCAUGAGGUCUCAGCUAACCAGGCCUUCAUCAAUGGCACAGGGAUCAGCUGCUCGGAUUUGGAAGGGCUCAAUGCUUUAAUUCAAGAAGGGGCAGAAGAAGUGACAGUGAUGGUGCUAGAACUCAAGCUGAGGUUUGAGAGGAAGGACACGAUGAAAGAACAGGUCAAGCACCAUUCUAGGUCCAGGAGGAGAUUUCUAGCCCAGGGUUCAGCAACCUGUGGCUCUGGAGCAGCAUGUGGCUUUUUCACCCUUCUGCUGUGGCUUCCUGUCACUCAAAAUAUGCAUCACAACUGCCAAAGUGCAACACCUGCCGGCACGUGAUUUAUUGAGCUUCUCAAUCCCUGUAGGCCAACCAUAGAUAAAUCCAAGAAAAGUGUCAGAACAUUUAAUUCAACUACAUAUGCUAGUUUUGUGGCCACUCAAGAAAUAGUCAGGCACGGGAAAGGUUUUGUGGCUCCCGGUGUUUUCUUUUCUUUGGGAAAUGGGUCCAAAUGGCGCUUUUGAGUGUUUAAGGUUGCAGACCCCUGUUCUAGCCCUGGCAUUUUGAGCUUUAUCUAGAGAUCAUGGGUUCUUUGGUUUUACAAAGUAGAUACGGCCAGUAAAUUAUCACCUGUACCAGUUUAUAAUACUCAUCAGCUCCUUCACUGCUCCUAGGCUACAUGUUUACAACUUAGAAAACUAUUUUUUAAAAAAAUAGGAAGAACUAAGAUGAAGUAGAGUAAAAGAACUGAAAAACAGAAUGUUGGCUUGCAGUGUUGUAUAUCAUACUCGCCAGAGAAGAGAAUAGGUGAGUCUGGUAGAAGAAGAUUGGGUGCAACCAUGCUUCCUAAAUGGAAUUGUAGAAAGUUGAGAAAAUGAGGGAGGAAGAAAGAAGUGUUCUGCUCUCUGAGGAACAGAGAUUUAGAAAAGAUGUCUUUCCUUGUUUCUGGCCUGAGUGAGAACCAGUUGGGGAAUUGGAAAUGGGAACAGAAGUAUAGUUGUUGGAGGUGAAGGGAACUGGGUGAAUUUGGAUUGCAGAGAAGUUGAAUAAGUUGUGAGGUAAGGAUAGUUGAUGAAAGGGAGAAUAAAGUGUAACAUGCACUGAGAAUAUUGUCUGGUCUGUUUAGAAGAAGGAAACUUAUACAAGACAAAAAUCUGAAUAGAGCUGGAAGGGACCUUGGAGGUCUUCUAGUCCAACCCCCUGCUCAAGCAGGAAACCCUAUACCAAUGGUGAAAUCCAAUUUUUUUUUUACUACUGGUUCUGUGGUAUAGCUUCGUGGAUGUGGCAGGGGAAUGAUACUGCAAAAUCCCAUUCCCUCCCCACUCCGGGGCAAGGAUAUUGCAAAAUCUCCAUUCACACCUCACUCUGGGGCCAGCCAAACAACUUGCUGGUUCUCUGAACUACUCAGAAUUUCCACUACCGCUUCUCCAGAACCUGCUGGAUUUCACCCCUGCGCUAUAUCAUUUCAGAUAGGUGGCUGUCCAGUCUUUUCUUAAAAACCUCCAGUGAUGAAGCACCUACAACUUCUGAAGGCAAGCUGUUCCACUGGUUAAUUGUCCUCGCUGUUAGGAAAUUUCUCCUUAAUUCCAGGUUGCUUCUCUCCUUGAUUAGUGAUAGUAGGAAGAUAGUCAAGAGCAAGUAUCGGUUGGGAGGGUAAGGGAGCCAUACUAAAGGGGAAAUUGGAAAUGUGAUGCUAAUGUCCCUAAAUCUUAAUUCUUGGGCAUCUGAUUUACUGGAUGCCAAGGCUUAGAAUGGUGCUUUUGAAUGCCCGGUCCACUCAUGAUAAUGUAGCCUUGUUGACAAUGUAAUUGUGGAUGGAUCUGACCGAAAGCUGGCUGGAUGAAAUGGAGGCAUUUCUGUUGCUGAAAUCUGUUCAACCAUGUUUUGGGUGCUGCAUCAGUCCCCAUCACAUAGCAAGAGAAAUGGAAUAACAGUUGUGCACUGGGAGGGUGUGCUUAUUGCAAGGACAGUACUACAAAUAGCCAGAUAUUAGACCUUCUUCAUGAGCUUAGGCCAAAGGGUCAGGUUUAGAGAUGCUGCUAUGCUUUCAGCUUCAUUGCAAACUCUCUUCCUGAGCUCAGUUUUAUUACAAGUGGAAGUUUCGGCCAUUCUGAAACCAUUGCUGGUCUACCCAUAUCUCCAAUCUUCCUCAGUGGGAAAGACUACUAAGAGUACCCUAGUUUGGCAGGGUAAAAAUUACAGAGAUUUUUGGAGGACAUGGGUUAGACAUGCAAUAGAAAUCACAUUGGUCAUUCUUGUGGACAACUUGUGCUGGGAUUUGAAAGUUACCAUUACUAUGAGAUUCCUUCCUGAGUUGACAGGCCAGAUCAGGGGUCAGAGAGAGGCAGGGGUCAGAUCUUCAGUUGCUGUGGUAUGAACUGCCAGAGGAUCCUUUUUAAUGUCUAUAUGAAGCUGUUGUAAGAAAUAAUCCAUCAGUUUGGGGUAUGAGAUCAUCAAUAGGCAGAUUAUGUAUCUCCACUCCAAAGCCAGUGGGAGAUACAGAUGAUCCUAUACUUGGUAACUGUCAAGACUUGGAAAGGAGAAAUUGAAACAUUGAUUCAGUCUAAACCAAGCAGAUGGGAGGAACUAUUGAUUCAGAAGCUUAGUGAUUCCACCAGGACAAUUCAAACUUUAACAAACUUCAUGUUUGUGUUUCUCGGGGGGGAAAAAAGAGGGCUUUGCAAUCUCUUGGGUAAAGUCAAGAACAGGCAAAGGCCAUAGAUUGAAGAGCCGUUGCCCAACUCUAGCUACGGCUCCAAUGAUCUUGAACCUGAGAGCCAUCAAACUUUCCCUUACCCAUCUCUCAGAUUACUGUAAUUCAGUGUACAUGGUACUUCUCUUGAAAAUCAGCCAGAAACUCUAGCUGUUGGAAAUGUAUUGAUCAACAUGCAGUCAUCCUACUGCCAUAGUACACCUUUGCCGCAGGAGCUUGGGUGUUCUGGAUGCAAUUCAGGUUGUUGGUUGCUGUUAAAGCCCUAUAGGGGGGUCUCAGUCCUGGUAUCUAAGGAACUGCUUUUCCCAGAUAGAUCCUUCCCACCCAGUCCAAGUAGCCAGAGAAUGCUUGCUAAAAGUCCCUCUUAUGAGGUGUGAGAGGGCUGUGAAUUUAUAAGUUAUUCUCUGUAGGGGCUCUUCUCUUGGACAGCUUCCUUCUGGAUGGUUUUCACUCUCAUGACCUUCUGGAAGCUUGUAAAGACUUGAGAAUUCCAGAAAAUGGUUCAGGAAUUAAUUAAUGUGAAGUGACUAGCACUAUUGUUAUUUUUUAUUGUCUGUAUUAUGAUUAGUAUUACUGAUAUUUGUUUUAAUUUAUUAGUAUCUGUAUAGUGCCUAGAGUCUACUAGGAUUCAGGUGGUAUAUAAAUUGCAUAAAUAAAUGAGUGAUAUUUCUUUAGCAUUAAAAUCAU
This is a messenger RNA of Ahaetulla prasina, 8745 nucleotides long. RefSeq names its product ZFP64 zinc finger protein (gene ZFP64). Bases 3536 to 5686 code for a protein of 716 amino acids. The record is from RefSeq and is a predicted model, not a curated record. Gene Ontology annotation, biological process: regulation of DNA-templated transcription. NCBI's taxonomy places the organism in Eukaryota, Metazoa, Chordata, Lepidosauria, Squamata, Colubridae. Gene Ontology annotation, molecular function: DNA-binding transcription factor activity, RNA polymerase II-specific; RNA polymerase II cis-regulatory region sequence-specific DNA binding. Gene Ontology annotation, cellular component: nucleus. The transcript is spliced from 9 exons.